Molecule: messenger RNA, 5144 nt
Organism: Drosophila grimshawi
Lineage: Eukaryota; Metazoa; Arthropoda; Insecta; Diptera; Drosophilidae
Gene: NAT1
Product: eukaryotic translation initiation factor 4 gamma 2
Exons: 3
Coding region: 1504-4392 (962 amino acids)
Cellular component (GO): eukaryotic translation initiation factor 4F complex
Molecular function (GO): protein binding; mRNA binding; translation initiation factor activity
Source: RefSeq, a predicted model, not a curated record
GCAACAGCAGCAACCACAACAACGGCGUCAGCAUUGGGACAAAAAACUCUGCUCAAUACCAGUCCAAAUCUUUUACCCAUUACCACUGCCACCGAUACGUUCAAUAAUUUGAAGAAUCUGGUUAAAAUCGAUAAGGGUACGACCAAUUCGACGGGCAACAAUUAUCGUGCGAAUAAAUCUGGCAACGAUUCGCUGUUGGCCACACGCAACGGUAGUCGGACAAGUGUUGGAGGAUCAGCAGGUGGUGGUGGUGUUGGUGCAUCAUCAGCAAUAAGCGGAGUAGGUGCUGGACAAGUUGGUGGCCCAAGCGGACACUUUUCCACUGGCUAUAAUAAAAAUUCCGUCAAAAUUCGUCAACACGAUUCGGAGCUAAGCCCAAGGCCUCGACGAUCAUAUCAAAACGAUUCGUCGUCGUCGUCGCGUUACUAUAACAAAAAUAGUGACAUUUUGGGUGCAAGCGGCAAUAAUAACAACAAUAACAACGGCGGUGGCGGUGGCGGCAGUCAGCAGCCAGGUUUAAACGCUGAUAGCUCCAGCAGCAACUAUAACGGCAGUGGUCUUGGAGUCCAUCGUGGUAGUCGCAACAACUAUCACACAAACUCCUCCGAUGGCGGCGGCAGCUAUAAUCGUAAUCUAAACACCAAUUCGGGCAGCAACUAUCGGAGCAGCAACAGCAGCUCACGCUACGAGACACUAAAUGGCAAUGGCAACACUGGCAGCCACAACAGCAACACCAGCAGCAGCAGCAGUGGACAGCAGCAGCAGCAACAACAACAACAGCAGCGUCACUACGGCAACAGCGGCAACGCGGGCAGCAACAACACCUCAUCAUCUGUUGGUGGCGGUAAUCCGAACAAGUCAAAUUACGCAUCGCAACGCAACGAUGGCAACAGCAGCCUGAGCGGCGGACGCUAUCGCGACGACUAUACCAGCAACAGCCGUGACAACUAUAGAGAAAGGGAGAGGGACAACAGAGAGCAGAGUUACGCAGAGGAUCGCUACGGUGGCAGUAGUCUAGAACGCAACGGACACGCUGCCAAUCGUUAUAGCAGUAAUCGAGGCAACAACGACGAGCGUUACGAGCGUGCUGGCCAAAGCAGCAUUAGGAGCGGCAACAGUGGAGCACAGCAUCAGCAGCAGCAACAACAUCAACAGCAACAACAGCAGCAGCAACAACAAUUGCCAGCCAAGUCGGCAACACCACCGCCUAGCGGUGCAGGAGCAACUGGAGGCGCUCAACAACAACAGCAGCAGCAGCAGCAACAACAGAUAACUGGCCGCUGGAUACCGCCAUCAUUGCGUCCACAGCAUGGCCUCACCCAGAGCGAAAAGAAUGAUGCUGUGUUUCGACGUGUGCGUGGCAUCCUCAACAAACUAACACCGGAGAAAUUCCAAGAGCUAAGCGAUGAACUACUCAAACUCGAUCUGAAUUCAAUUGCCAUUUUAAAUGGUGUCAUUCUGCUAAUUUUCGAUAAAGCCUUGGACGAGCCGAAAUACUCGUCUAUGUAUGCACAGCUGUGCAAGCGUCUGUCCGAGGAAGCGCCGUUUGAAAAGGAACCAAACAAUUCGUGCACCUUUCUGCGUCUGCUCAUCGCCGUCUGUCGCGAUAAGUUCAACAAUCGCCUGAAGCGCGACGAGGCGAACGAUAAUCGUCCACCGCCCGAGAAUGAGGCUGACGAGGAGGAGCGACGCCAUCUGGCCAAGCAGCGCAUGCUCGGCAAUGUCAAGUUCAUUGGUGAGCUCAAUAAGUUGGAUAUGCUAUCGAACAAUGUAUUGCAUGCGUGCAUUAUGGAGCUAUUGGAUAAGAAGAAGAAGCGUACGGCCGGUGCGCAGGAGAUGUGCGAGGACAUGGAAUGCCUGGCUCAAUUGCUCAAGACUUGCGGCAAGAAUUUGGAUUCAGAACAGGUCAAAGAGCUGAUGAACCAGUACUUUAAGACGUUGGAACGUCGUUCACAGUCAACUGAAUAUCCGCCAAGGAUACGCUUCAUGCUAAAGGAUGUCAUCGAACUGCGCCAAAAUCACUGGAUACCCCGUAAAGUUGGCGGCAGCGCCGAGGGACCCGUCCCCAUAAAGCAAAUACGCUCGGACGAUGACUCAAUAAUACGCACACCAUUCGCCAAUCGGAAUCGCGAUAUGCGCAACAAUGAUCGCGACGGCGACAGCUGGAUGAAUCGAUUCCAUCUCAACAUACAGCCAGGCGGCUACAAUGACAUGUUUAGCGGCCUGAGCGUUACGGGAGCAUCACCCAUCGUAUCACCCUUCGUGACCAGCAAUAAUCGGGAUCGGGAUCGUGACAAUCGUCAGUACAACAAUCGUGAUCGCAAUAAUCGUGACCAGGGUGGCAACAACGGUGGCAACAAUGGCGGCGGCGGUGGUGGCAACUACAAUAAUCGCUACAACAAUAAGCACAGCAGUCAAAACGGAGGCGCUGGUGGCCAGGGCGGCGGCAGCGGCGGCGGCAAUCGCGACGAUUCACGUGGCGGCAAUGGUGGCUCGCAUCGGAACAAUGAUCGGAACAACGAUCGCAAUAAUGAUCGCAACAACGAUGGCCAAUACGGUGGCAGCAAUCAGAUGCUCCUUGGCAAAGAGUUGGCGCCGCGUUUCAAGCGCAAUAUGAUCACAGCGAAUCAGGAUUCGGUUGAGAAUCUGCAGAUGCGUCCGGCAGCCAACUCGUUGCUGUUCCGCGCUGCCUCCCAAAAUCAGAAAUUCCCGGCCACAUUGCCGAUCUCAACGCCGCCCAGCGGCAAUUCCUCUCAGCAUCAGCAGCAGCAGUCCACAUCGCAGCUAUCCAAUUCGCAUUAUCCACUGCUCGGCACGCCCACAUCACAUCUAAUGAACACUCCAACGCGACCAUCGUCCACACCAUCGGCUGAAUAUGGCGCAGAGAAUCGCACGCUACACACGGCUCAGCAGCAGGCGGAGAAGAGCCUCAAGGCAACAUCUUCGUCGCCCAACUUUGGCACAGCUACAGCAGUCGCAGAAAAUAACGCGGAGAAGAAGACAGCAAACGGUGCCGCAGCGGGAGUUGGCGAGAACAAGGAGCAGCCAAGCGGUGGCAGCUCAAAGAAUGGUGCCGCCGAGCGCCCCACAACGCCAUCUGGCUCAACUACCGCAGCUGGUGGUUCUAGCAAGCAACAGAAGAAGGACAAGGGACCCAGCAAGGAGGAACUAAACAAGAAGGCAAUUGUCUACUUUAAGGAUAAAUUCUACUAUGACGAACAAAAAGAUGAUGAAACCACGACCACCAUCCCCCCAAUAAUAACUGAAGGAGCAACCCAAGAGGAAGCUGAAAACGAAACCGAAACCGAAACUACGACAACAACAACAUUGGAUGAGGAGACAACUAAAACCGAUCAAUUUACCGAGCUAGUUGAUGGUUUCAUUGAAUUAAAACUGCCGGAGAAAUCGCUUAAGGAUGUAUGCCUCAAUCUGCUGAUGGAGGUGCUGGAUCGUGUGAACGAUGUUUACCUGGAGCGUAUCGUUCGCUUCCUGCAGGCAUUGCGCAAGCAAUCCGUCAUUAAGCCGAAUGUGAUCGUUGAGAUCUUCAAGCAGUUGGUCAACAAAAUGAAUGAGCGUGAGGCGCUGAAUCCCAGGAUUACCGCCCUGGUCGCCUCGGUGCUGUGCAAAGCGGUCUGCGAACCGGCAUUGAUUAAGCUAACUGAUAUCGCCAACUUUACGGACAAUGGACAGCAUUAUCCAUUGUUUUUGCUGGUGCUGCAGCAACUGCAUAAAACGAUUGGCAAGGAUGCGCUCGAGGAGAAGUUCCGUGCCAGCAAAAUUGAUUUGAUGAACAGUCUACAAGAGGUGGAUCGCAACAAGGAGCGACUGGGUGAAAUACUUGAGGAUCGACAGCUAUCGUUCCUUUAUCCCCUGCUCAAGGUGCAGGCUGAGAUGUUGAAGCAGCUGCAGGGUGAUCCCAAUCCGAAUAGUUUCUAUAAAUGGAUCAAGGCCAAUGUGGACAACAAAUACUAUAAGGAUCCGGGCUUCAUACAGGCCCUCAUGACUGUUGUGGUCAAAUAUAUAACCAAGGAGACAACUCUGGCCAGCAACAUGGAUCCCAAGGAGCAUCCCGAGAAGUCUGUCACACAAAGAGAACAGGCCAUGCUGGAGACCUAUAGCCAAAUGCUGCAGACCUUCCUCGGCCAAAACGAAUUGCAACUGAUGGCACUCUAUGCCCUGCAGCUCCUCUGCUACAACGAGAACUUCCCCAAGGGCAUGCUGUGUCGCUGGUUCAAAUAUCUGUACGAUUCCGAGAUCAUCGAGGAGGAAGCAUUCGUUUUGUGGAAGGAGGAGAUUUCUGACAAAUAUCCCGGCAAGGGCUCGGCAUUGUUCCAAGUGAACGCCUGGUUGACUUGGCUACAGGAGGCCGAAUCUGAGGACGAUGAGGAUUAAAUGCUCCCAAAAUUACAUACUAUUAAUAACCACACACAAUAUAUGUAUAACAGUUCUAUAUAUUUAUUCGCAACCAGCUAAAGCAAAACAAACAAAAAUAUUUAACCUUUAAAAAACAAAAAAGCAAAAAAAAAAACAAAAACAAACAACAAAAAAAUACAUAAGCACAUUGAUACAUUAUAUAUAUAUAACAACAAGAUGGAAGUUGAAAUCGCUGUUGCAAAUGUUAGUCAAAUUAUAGUAGAAGAAAAGCUAAAAGUUAAUCCAAAUUAUUUGAUAUUCAUUCAAGUUCAAGCUAACUAACAAUUAAUCACCAAUAAAUAAAACAGCAAUAGACUCAAACUUAAUAAAUAAAUUGAUAUUUAACUCAACUAAAAAAUGAAAAACAAUUUAGCGAAAUCGUUCCAAGCGGGAUACGAAUUUCCGACGAAUCGCUAAAUGUAAUUAGCAAAAGCAUACAACACACAUUAAAUAGGAAUUAUAAAGAAAUUAGUGAAUUCAAUUUCGAAUCAUUUAACCGGAACUGAACUGAUCUUUUAAACGAAAUAUAAAUAUUCACAUUUUUAAUAAAUUCCAAAACAUUUUUUGUUUGCUACUUGCACAGCCCGCAAUAAUGUAUCGUAUUAAUUAAGUAGUUCAAAUCAACAAGAAAAAUAAGAAACCUGCUCCAUAAAAUAUAAUCAUGAAUGUUCAUUGCACAGCUCACAGAUCGGAGUAAGCGUCGAAAACGUAAUCUGAAUGUAUUUUAACUC